Paramecium pentaurelia is the source of this 209-nucleotide messenger RNA. Lineage: Eukaryota; Ciliophora; Oligohymenophorea; Peniculida; Parameciidae. The record is from the annotation of a GenBank genome assembly.
AUGACUCUAAAGAUCCUAUAUCUAAUUUUUAAACUCAUCAGAGCAGUUGAAUAUCUAUAACCGAAAAUAAAUAUGGUGCCUAAUAUUAAGAUCAAUCAAAACUACAACUUAAAAUACAAGUAUUUAUAUGAUAUAUUCAUAGUAUUCUGAAUGCAAUAGGGAAUGAAUUUUAAGGAUUCUUUUAGUUAAGUUAAGAAAUAAGAUUAUGA